UGUAAAAUGACUUGUUAUCCUAAAAAAGAAUAUCCGUCAUAUAUGUAGUAUAUAUUCUCUCUUACUCCCUCUUUUUUUUUUCUUUUCUGAUCGAGGGGAUAUUUUGGAAAAGAAUUAAAGAGUGGAGUAAAAAAUUCAAUUACAAUAAAGUAUUCUUAUUCCUAAUUUAUUGUUAUCGUCAUCAAGUUAAGUUGUAAUGAACAAAAUCGUAUCCAAAUCAAUUGUGGCAAAUUUUAAUGGCUAUCUUAACGACGUUAUUUGUCUACAAAACCGUAGAAUUAACGCCUUCGCAAUAUUUCAUGGCGUUAAUCCUCUGGAAUUUUCCUUCACCAGUUUGCUCUUAGAAAUGUGUACAGUUCUUAUUCUAAGCCACAUUUUACGUUUGAUCUUGAAGCCUCUCAAACAACCGAGAGUCAUUUCUGAUGUCCUUGCGGGCAUAAUAGUUGGACCAUCAGUCUUAGGUCAAAACGAAACAUUUGCUAAGCAUGUUACUCCAGAAAGCUCGAGAUUUGUAAUACAAAAUAUCGGGAUCAUAGGGUUCAUAUUUUUCGUGUUUGUGACUGGGGUGAGAAUGGAUAUAUCUGUGCUGACCAAGGCUGGGAAGAAGCAUUGGGUAAUUGCAUUAGCUGGGUUGUCAAUCCCCCACAUUAUCAUAUGGUUUGUAGCAAUAUGGAUAAGGGAUUUAAUAGUAGAUCCAAUUCUCCAAAAUCAAUCUUCCAUUGGUACUAUUAGUUCAUCAAUGAUUAUAUCAUCUUUCCCGGUAAUUUAUUCCGUUCUGAGAGAAAUGAAACUAUUAAGCUCGGAAAUAGGGCGUCUUGCCUUAACAACAGUUAUCAUAAGCGACGUGGUUGGGAUAUGUAUGAUUGUUUUAUUUGAAGCCAUGAAGCAAGGAGAAGUAAAAAAGAUUCGUGCAUUGUAUUACUUUCUUUCGGUAAAUGGGGUAAGUGCAUUAGUAAUUAAUGGCAUACCACAAGUAAUGCAAUGGAUUAACAGGCAAACUCCAGAAGGUAAACCUGUGGAAAAAAGUUAUAUAAUUGCUACUUUGCUAGGAGUUUUUGUAAUGGGUUUUACCACAGAUUUUAUUGGGGCUGCAAUUGCAAAUGGACCUUUAUGGCUUGGUCUAGCCAUACCUCAUGGUCCCCCAAUGGGUGCAACAAUUGUGAAAAAAAGUGAGGCUAUUAUGAAUGACAUUCUUAUGCCCUUUGCAUAUCUUACUAUUGGGCUCAACACAAAUAUCUUUGCAAUGACUGAUUGUUGGCCUUGCAUAACUCUCAUUUUUGUUUUGGUUUUUAUAACCAUUUUUACCAAGUUUGUCACUGUUUUUAUGGCGGCACAAUUUCUGGACAUGUCAUUUAAAGAUUCACUUACUAUAAGCUGCAUGCUCAACCUCAGAGGUCAAACAGAAUUUUUACUAUGUCUUCAUUGGCUGGAUUUAAAGAUCAUAAAGACGCCAUCUUUCUCAACGGUGGUAAUUUUUAUAAUCAUAUUGACGAGCACAGUCUGCCCAAUAAUCGAAUUUCUUUACGAUCCAACAAAACCAUAUAUGAUCAACAAGAAACGCACCAUACAACAUGCAAAGGAAGAUUCUGAACUUCGAAUCUUAACAUGCAUUUACGACCAAGAAAGUAUCGCUAACCUAUUUAACUUCCUGGACUUCUCUAAUCCGACUACGAAGAACCCAUUUAAAGUUUUUACUCUUUACCUUAUCGAACUCCUUGGGAGAGGAGCCCCAAUGUUCAUCGACCACAAAAAGUCGAAUGGUGAAUAUUGGGACAAUAAUAAUGAGGUUAUCCACAAUAUCGUCAAGCUUUACGAAGAAGUUCGUAAGGGGUUUAUAUCUAUUAAUUUUUUUACUAGUGUUACACCUACUCGAACCAUGUACCAAGACAUAUGUGACAUCGCCGUGUCGAACAAAGUGGACUUUAUUAUUUUACCUUAUCAUAAGAAAUGUAUUGAAGAUGAGAAUAAUUUUUCAACUUGCAUACUUAGGUCAGGGGUACAAUCUUCUAAUGCUAACACGUUAUCCCAUGCACCAUGCUCUGUGGGAAUUUUAGCAUGCAAGAAUGUUGUUGCAUGGGGGACACUCCCAACUCGAAUAAUCCAUCGGAUACAGCGCAAAUUUGCCAUACUCUUCCUUGGUGGGCCUGAUGCCCGUGAAGCCCUUUCAUUAGCAGGUCGCAUGGUGGAACAUCCUGAUGUGUCAUUAAUCGUAGUUCGAUUUUUGCCAAGCGGGUACAUAGAGGAUGAUAUAUUGGAAAGGAGGAUGGAUGAUGGGGCAAUAACUUCAUUUUGGGUAAAAAAUGAGAGGAAUAAUAAUGUAGUGUACAAGGAAUUUUUCGUGAGCAAUGGUUCUGAAACAAUUUCGGUAGUGCAAUCAUUGAACCACAUCAUUCCGAUAGAUCUUUGGAUUGUAGGAAGGAAAAAUGGAAUUAAUCCAGCCUUAUUAAAUGGUUUAUCAGAAUGGAGUGAUAAUUCAGAAUUAGGAUUAUUAGGAGAUUUUUUAGUAUCAGUGGAUUUUGAUACCUCAGGGUCAAUAUUAGUCGUGCAGCAACAAGUAUUAAGAGAUCAAGGACCUAGUCGUUGGACUUGUUCGUAGUUAAGAUUUUGUGUUAGAUUAUUUGUAGACAAUAUAUACAAAAAUUGGUUACCCCU
Messenger RNA from Spinacia oleracea (spinach), 2652 nucleotides. Its product is annotated as cation/H(+) antiporter 24-like. Bases 197 to 2596 code for a protein of 799 amino acids. Lineage: Eukaryota; Viridiplantae; Streptophyta; Magnoliopsida; Caryophyllales; Amaranthaceae. The transcript has 3 exons. Gene Ontology annotation, biological process: proton transmembrane transport; regulation of pH. Gene Ontology annotation, cellular component: endomembrane system; membrane. Gene Ontology annotation, molecular function: antiporter activity. The record is from RefSeq and is a predicted model, not a curated record.